AAAAACCAGAAAAUCAUCUCCAUCCUUCUACUAGGCUUCCCUGUAUGUAGAGCUAAAGCUAAUGCAGGAAACUGCAACAAGAACAACGGUGGAGUUAAGCAAUGGAGAGAGGAAAAUUGAACUGCUUGAAGCUCAGGCUUAUAUAUGGAAUCACAUAUUCAACUUCAUAAAAUCCAUGUCACUGAAAUGUGCAGUUGAGCUUGGGAUACCGGAUAUCAUCCAUAGCCAUGGCCAACCCAUGACUCUUUCUGAGCUCAUUUCUGCACUACAAAUCCACCCAUCAAAAUCCCACCAUGUCUAUCGUCUUAUGCGUAUUCUUGUCCAUUCAGGCUUCUUUUCUCUGCAGAAACUUGAUGAUAAUCGCCAAGAAGACGGCUACUUGCUUACCCAAUCUUGUCUCCUCCUCCUCAAGGACAACCCCCUGAGUGCUAGACCAUACUUACUCGCCGUGCUUGAUCCUAUUCUUACAAAACCGUGGCAUUUCUUGAGCUCUUGGUUCCAAAAUGAUGAUCCCACUCCAUUCAGUAUUGCACAUGGGAAAACAUUUUGGGAUCUUGCCAGUGAUGAAGCUAGGUUUAAUCGUUUCUUUAACGAAGCCAUGGCUAGCGAUAGCUCACUGGUUAGUGAAGUGGUGAUUAAUAAUAGCAAGUGUAAGGAGGUGUUCAAGGGCCUGAAUUCGCUUGUUGAUGUGGAAGGCAACACGGGAACUAUGGCCAAGGCCAUUGCUGAAACAUUCCCAAACUUGAAGUGCACUGUGUUAGAUCUCCCACAUGUGGUUGCUGGUUUGCAGAACGACAAGAACUUGAAUUUUCUUGGAGGAGACAUGUUUGAGUAUAUUCCUCCAGCAGAUGCAGUCCUGCUAACGAUGAUAUUUCACAUAUUGGAUGAUGAAGAGUGCCUUAAGUUACUGAAGAAAUGCAAGGAGGCAAUAAAGAAUAACUGUGAGAGGUCAGGGAAGGUGAUAAUCAUAGACACAGUAAUGGAGGACCGAAAUUGGGUGAAGCAAUCAACUGAAACCAUACAGCUUUAUGACCUGGAAAUGCUGGUGCUGGUCUCUGGUCAGGAGAGGAACGAAAAAGAAUGGGCCAAACUAUUUUUUGAUGCAGGAUUCAGCAGCUAUAAAAUAAAUCCUGUUCUUGGCCUAAGAUCUAUCAUUGAGGUUUAUCCUUGAAUAUCUUAUUGUCUCUAAUAAAAUUAAUUUUACCCUUGUAUUAAUUUCCAUCUAAGAACAAUAAUUGUAUGAUUUAAAAAAAAUAAUAUAUAUAUAGAUAUGGCAAUCAGUUGUGC
This is a messenger RNA of Hevea brasiliensis (rubber tree), 1287 nucleotides long. RefSeq names its product trans-resveratrol di-O-methyltransferase-like. Gene Ontology annotation, biological process: methylation. The coding region runs from base 62 to 1171 and encodes 369 amino acids. Lineage: Eukaryota; Viridiplantae; Streptophyta; Magnoliopsida; Malpighiales; Euphorbiaceae. The transcript is spliced from 2 exons. The record is from RefSeq and is a predicted model, not a curated record. Gene Ontology annotation, molecular function: O-methyltransferase activity; protein dimerization activity; S-adenosylmethionine-dependent methyltransferase activity.